Molecule: messenger RNA, 1301 nt
Organism: Pantherophis guttatus
Lineage: Eukaryota; Metazoa; Chordata; Lepidosauria; Squamata; Colubridae
Gene: MANF
Product: mesencephalic astrocyte derived neurotrophic factor
Biological process (GO): dopaminergic neuron differentiation; neuron projection development
Cellular component (GO): endoplasmic reticulum
Source: RefSeq, a predicted model, not a curated record
AGGGGAAAGCAGCCAAUGAGGUUCCGAGUGGGCGGCAAGUGCGUCGUCAAGGUGCCGGCUGUGAAGGAGCUCAGUGUGAGCCGAGCGAGCGGUCGAGUCGGGCUCGGUGGAAGGAGGAUGCGGGCGGCUAACGGGCUCUGGGCGGCGCUGGCCUUGAUCCUGCUCCCCGGAGACAGCCACGCUCUGCGAGAGGGAGACUGCGAAGUGUGUGUGUCAUUCCUGAGAACUUUCUAUCAGGCUCUACAAGAGAAGAAUGUUGAGUUCACACCAAACAGUAUUGAAAAAGAACUUUUGAAAUUCUGCAAAGAGGCAAAAGGCAAAGAAAACCGUUUUUGUUAUUACAUUGGAGCAACCAGUGAUGCAGCCACCAAAAUAAUUAAUGAGGUAUCAAAACCUCUAAGUCAUCAUAUCCCUGUUGAGAAGAUUUGUGAGAAACUGAAAAAGAAAGAUAGUCAGAUCUGUGAACUGAAAUAUGAUAAACAGAUUGACCUGAGUACUGUGGACCUGAAGAAACUGAGAGUCAAAGAAUUGAAGAAAAUUCUAGACGACUGGGGUGAAACAUGCAAGGGCUGUGCAGAAAAAUCAGAUUACAUUCGUAAAAUCAAUGAACUGAUGCCUAAAUAUGCACCAAAAGCAGCCAGUUCGCGGACAGAUCUCUGACCACCAUAGUGACCUCUAUCAAUUAGCAAGACACACAAACUACGUUAAACUUUUUCUUUCCCGGAAAGCUGUUUUUUGUAACUUAUUUAACUGGGUUUCAAGUAUCAAAUUGAAGGGAUUCUUGCAAUGCUGGUUCAGAUGCCUCAUCAUAUCUUAAGUUUUUAUUUCUAUUGUUUUGGAUUUAUUAUAAGACUUUGACAUACAUAUGGGAUUUUUAAAUAAAAGUUAUGAAACCUAGUGUCAGUUGAACUAAAAGAAUUGGCAUUAGUUUAGUGUCAUGACUGAACAUUGCACUUUUCCAGCACUACCUAAGUAACAAUGGUUUGAAGAUGACCUAUGAGACAGUAUAGCUUGCAUUUGCUGUUAUUACUGUCUGUCUACAUUCCAUUCUUUAAAAUGCUGAACACUUAUUACAUAUCCAAAUUAAAUGUUUUAAGUGCACAUCUUUCACAGGAGUUAAUUUUUCUGAAUAAGAAAGGUGUUCCUUCUGUCUUUACCUCCACUAUCAGUACAUAUGACAACCCUCUUAUUCAACUAAAAAUAUGCAGUGGCAGAAGGGGAAGAUAUACUGAUGUACACUUUUUAAAAAAAGUAUGAAUUCUACUUUCAUAUGAUGCACAUAAUAUAAACUGUUAAAGCAA